UGAUAAAUCUUUAAGAUGAGAGAGUUUAUAGUUCUAACAUAUGUCUCACUUUACUUUUUUUCUCCAGUUGGUGUUAUCCGCUGUCCAAUUUGUGGUCAGGAAUGUGCAGAGAGACACAUCAUAGAUAAUUUUUUUGUAAAGGAUACCACAGAGGUUCCUAGUAGCACAGUGGAAAAGUCAAAUCAGGUCUGUACAAGCUGUGAAGACAAUGCAGAAGCAAAUGGUUUUUGUGUGGAAUGUGUAGAAUGGUUGUGUAAGACUUGUAUCAGAGCUCAUCAAAGAGUUAAAUUCACAAAGGAUCACACAGUCAGACAGAAAGAGGAAGUAUCUCCAGAGGCAGUUGGUGUAACCAGUCAGCGACCUGUGUUUUGUCCUUCCCACAAAAAGGAACAGUUAAAACUCUAUUGUGAAACUUGUGACAAGUUGACAUGCCGGGACUGCCAGUUACUGGAACACAAAGAGCACAGAUACCAGUUUAUAGAAGAAGCUUUUCAGAACCAGAAAGUGAUCAUUGAGACGCUUAUCACCAAACUAAUGGAGAAGACUAAAUACAUAAAGUUUACAGGGAAGCAGAUCCAAAACAGAAUCCUUGAAGUGAACCAGAACCAAAAGCAAGUUGAACAGGACAUUAAAGUCGCUAUAUUUACACUGAUGGUGGAAAUAAACAAAAAGGGUAAAGCUCUGUUGCAUCAGUUAGAGAGUCUGGCAAAAGAACAUCGGAUGAAACUUCUGCAGCAACAGCAGGAAGUGGCAGGUCUUUCUAAACAACUGGAACAUGUCAUGAAUUUUUCCAAAUGGGCAGUUUCCAGUGGGAGCAGCACAGCAUUGCUAUACAGCAAACGUCUGAUUACAUAUCGGCUACGGUAUCUCCUUCGAGCACGAUGUGAUGCCUCACCAGUGACUAACAACACCAUCCAGUUUCAUUGUGAUCCUAGCUUCUGGGCUCAAAAUAUUUUCAAUCUAGGUUCUUUGGUAAUUGAAGAUAAAGAAACUCCACCACACGUGCCCAAGAGCCCUGUGAUGGAACCAAAUUUACAGCCACAAAGUGGUUUACCUACAAACCAGCUAUCUAAGUUUCCAACACAGAUCAAUUUAGCUCAGCUACGACUCCAGCACAUGCAGCAACAGGUCAUGGCUCAAAGGCAACAGGCUCAGCGAAGGGCAGGUCCAGUGGGUCUACCAAAUCCGAGAGUUCCAGGACCAGUGCAGCAAGCUCCUACUCAUCAGCAUCCACCUCCACGCUUGAUUAACUUUCAGAAUCACAGCCCCAAGUCUAAUGGGUCAGUUCUUCCUGCACAACCACAGAUGAGGUUUCCCCAGGCCCAGAGCAUACCAAAACAAACCAUAAAACCCAACCCAUUACAGAUGGCAUUCUUGGCACAGCAAGCUAUCAAACAGUGGCAGAUCAGCAGUGGACAAACUUCAGCUGCCCCAUCAACUGCAAGCAGCACAACAUCCACCCCAUCCAGUCCCACAGUUACUAGUGCUGCAGGAUAUGAUGGAAAGACAUAUGGUCCACCUCUGAUAGAUUUGAGUUCUCCACUGGGUAGCUCCUAUAACCUACCUUCUCUUCCUGAUAUUGAUUGUUCGGGAAACAUUACACUGGACAAUAUUGUGAGGAAAGAUGGCGUUGUAGAGCAUACCCAGCCAAAACCCCCUUCAAACAGAACCGUCCAGUCUCCAAAUUCAUCAGUGCCAUCUCCAGGCCUCUCUGGAGCAGUAAGCAUGACUAAUAUCCAUCCUCCAAUUCGCUCACCCAGUGCUUCUAGUGUCGGAAGUAGAGGCAGCUCUGGCUCAUCCAGCAGACCACCUGGAGCUGAUUCUACCCACAGAGUCCCUGUUGUCAUGUUGGAGCCAAUCAGGAUUAAACAGGAAUCUAGUGCACCGAGUGAGAACUAUGAUUUCCCAAUUGUCAUAGUAAAACAAGAAACAGAUGAAGAAUCCCGUCCUCGAAAUGCCAACUUUUCAAGAAGCAUACUUACCUCAUUGUUGUUGGAUAACAAUCGUAAUUCCUCUUCUGAUGAAACUGUUUUAAGAACAGAUGCUCCAGAUAGCACAGGUGACCGACCAGGGAUACUUCAGGAGAACACAUCCAAUGGAAAGACAACAUGGAUAGGUGCCUCUCACAUUGGGGAUAGCAGAAAAGAGGAUGACCCCAAUGAGGACUGGUGUGCAGUGUGUCAAAAUGGAGGGGAGCUCCUUUGUUGUGAGAAAUGUCCAAAAGUAUUCCACCUUACUUGUCAUGUCCCUACACUGAUGAACUUUCCAAGUGGAGAAUGGAUUUGCACGUUCUGUCGGGACUUGUCCAAGCCAGAAGUAGAAUAUGAUUGUGAUAACCCCAGUAACAAUGCUGAAAAAAGAAAAUUGGAAGGAUAUACAGGAUUGGCACCAAUAGACCGGAGGAAGUGUGAAAGGUUACUGCUGUACCUCUACUGCCAUGAAAUGAGCCUUGCUUUUCAAGAUCCAGUUCCUCCCACGGUACCUGAUUACUACAAAAUAAUCAAGAAGCCAAUGGACUUGUCAACUAUCAAAAACAGAUUACAAGUAAACCAUUCAUUCUACUCAAAGCCAGAGGAUGUUGUGGCUGAUUUCAGACUGAUUUUCCAAAAUUGUGCUGAAUUUAAUGAGCCUGAUUCAGAAGUAGCAGAUGCUGGCAUGAAACUUGAAGUAUACUUUGAAGAGCUUCUGAAAAGCCUUUAUGCUGAGAAGAAAUUCCCUGUACAACCUCACUCCCGGGUUGAGAGUGAAAAUUCAGAACUUGCUGAUGACUCGGACAAUGAUUUUGUACAGCCCCGGAAAAAACGUCUCAAAGUAGAAGACCGCCAGUUCCUUAAAUGAAUCGCAUGUACUGUUACGAAGCUUUUUUAAAACUAAAAAGUAUUUAUCUGUCAAUUGUCAAGAAGGAAAAUUAUGACCAUUUUGACCUGUAGGUUUGUGAUGUUUACUAGACUUUUUUUCUCCGCCCUUCAAACACAAAUCUACUGGAAAUUGAGGCAUGUGGAGAGACUUUUCUGUGAUGUUCAAUACUUACAUCCCACUUUUGGAAUACCACUAAAAGAGCAACCUGAGGUGACAGUUGCUCAACUCUGCUUAAGGGAAGAAAAAAAGAUUUUGUACAGAAUUAAACUGUAAAAUGUUACAUGAGUUCAUCAUGUGGCUUUCUCACGUUUUGAGAAAAUGUGAUAUCACCAGACAUUAAUUCUACCAAAGGCAUGUGGCUGGCCAUAAUUUGAGUUCCUUGUACUGUAUUUAACCCCAAAGCCAUGAAAGCAGAUGAUGUAAUAUUGUUGUCCUAGGAUACCUGAUUGGUACAAUGGAAGUGUAGUUGCCCCCAAAGAAAUUACUGGUGAUAAUUUGAAACAUGUGGGGAGUGUAUUAAAAUAUAUUAAAAAAA
This is a messenger RNA of Gavialis gangeticus (Gharial), 3394 nucleotides long. It is a transcript of the gene TRIM24, whose product is annotated as tripartite motif containing 24. The record is from RefSeq and is a predicted model, not a curated record. Lineage: Eukaryota; Metazoa; Chordata; Crocodylia; Gavialidae. Gene Ontology annotation, molecular function: zinc ion binding; protein binding. Bases 16 to 2838 code for a protein of 940 amino acids. The transcript has 18 exons.